Lasiosphaeria miniovina is the source of this 1646-nucleotide messenger RNA. RefSeq names its product Alpha/Beta hydrolase protein. Gene Ontology annotation, molecular function: phosphatidylcholine lysophospholipase A1 activity; monoacylglycerol lipase activity. Gene Ontology annotation, cellular component: endoplasmic reticulum membrane. Gene Ontology annotation, biological process: phosphatidylserine catabolic process; monoacylglycerol catabolic process. Lineage: Eukaryota; Fungi; Ascomycota; Sordariomycetes; Sordariales; Lasiosphaeriaceae. The record is from RefSeq and is a predicted model, not a curated record. The transcript is spliced from 5 exons. The coding region runs from base 192 to 1400 and encodes 402 amino acids.
CUCCUCUGGCCGCCGCAGAAUCCCACACGCAAGCCACGCACGUGUCCAAGUUCCAACAACCAACCUGGAAUUCCUUCCACUUCGGAGAUGGCGUCGAGCUCGGCCCCCAGCAGCUGCGUAUAGGGAUAUACACGUAUAGAUCGAAACAUACCUCUUGAGUCCAACUUGCUCCAGCAGCGUGUUUAAUCGCCAUGGCAAAAUCCGUUUCAUAUUGGAUCGCAAGCCUGGUAGUUGCGGUGCCUCUGGGUCUCUACAGCGCGUUCCUAGGCUUGGGUUCCAUUCCUUUCUUCCAGCGCCAUUUUUUGUAUGCGCACAAGAUUCACACGUUGUGGUGGCACGAGAUCAAUGAGCCAACGCAAUGGGGUUUUGCCAAGAACCAAGUCACCCCAUUUUCUCUGCCCACGGCUGACGGCGAGGUUCUGUAUGCUUGGCAUAUUCUGCCUCUUCCUUUGUAUGGCCAGCAUGAAGCCGUGCUAUCCGCACAGAGCACUGGAUUCUGUAAGGACAUCACACAGACGGAAAACUUUAGGCUAUUGAGGGAGGACCCUACUUCACGUCUCGUCAUCUAUCUACAUGGUAACGCGGGCCACAUUGCGCAGGCCAUCCGGCCUCCGUCGUACCACGCCCUCACUGACACAUCGGCGUACCACGUCCUGGCCAUCGACUACCGCGGCUUCGGACGCAGCACGGGGUCGCCCAGCGAAACCGGGCUAAUUCUUGACGCAACGGCCGCGGUGGAAUGGGCCAUGAACGUUACGGGCGUGCCGGCCGACCGGAUUGUGCUCCUGGGCCACAGUCUCGGCACGGCGGUCGCGUCGGCCGUGGCCGAGUUCUUCGCCAAGGAGGGCGUCGACUUUGCGGGAGUUGUUCUGGUCAGCGCCUUCAGCAGCCUGCCCAAGAUGCUGAGCGGCUACGCCAUCGCGGGCUGGGUGCCUGUUCUGGCGCCCUUCCGGGCCUGGCCUUGGGUUCUGAAGCAGGUCGAAAAGUGCAUCGUCGAUAGGUGGCAGAGCAGCAACCGGCUUGAGGAGGUGGUAAGAACCGUCAAGGCCCGGAAUGGAAGGCUCAGGCUGCAUCUCAUACACGCAGCGAACGAUUGGGACAUACCGUGCCACGAGGACGACAUCCUGUUUGCGGCUGCUGUCAACGGGAGAGUAGUGCCGGGCGGCGACGGCAUGUUGACGCCAGAGCAAGCAAUGAGGACGUUUGAGAAGGGCGAGAACACGAUUACUACGCCUUGGAAAGAUGCCUUUGUCGCCGAGUGGGCGGAGCAGGACAUUGUUGUCCGCCGCGAGGUGUUUCCGUACGGAGGACACAACGACAUUAUGUACUACAGUCCCAUGCUUCUCGCCGUCAUGCGGUCUUUCGGCAUUGUUGAUGAAGUGGUCGUUAGCCCCGCGUGACGAGAUUAAGUUGGACGAACAACCGCCAACCAGGUCUGUUCUGCUGCCUCAGGGGUUUUAUAAAUCAACAAUGUUACCUACAGGGCCACAUCAUGCAGCCAACCGCCGCAGAUGUUAUUCGAAAGAGACUCUAACGCGAGAAGCAAUAACACAUCAAUCACCUCUUUUACUUCAUGUAAGACGAGUUACAAAGCGCAGGCUUGAUCUGCGAUGAGAAACAAACAGUACGAAUAAGAAACGCUUAUC